Molecule: messenger RNA, 1722 nt
Organism: Juglans regia (Persian walnut)
Lineage: Eukaryota; Viridiplantae; Streptophyta; Magnoliopsida; Fagales; Juglandaceae
Product: protein DA1-related 1-like
Exons: 13
Coding region: 298-1710 (470 amino acids)
Molecular function (GO): ubiquitin binding
Source: RefSeq, a predicted model, not a curated record
GAACAGUAGUUGACCAAGUUCUAAAAAGAAUCGACUGUUUUGUUGGAUUUUCGUUUUUACCUUUUUAGCCCAUGCCUGGUUUUUUGCGUAGGAUCUAAGUAGACUUCCACUUCCAUUUACUCAUUGCUGUCCUUUGCAGGAACAAAGAGAAUUGAUGCUGUGAACUGUGAAGGAUAACAUCUUUUGCCAUCUCUAAUUCUUCUUUGGUGACCGUGCAUUCGUGGUUGUCGGGAAUUUUAUCUGAUAGGCGAUUCGUCAGAUUCUAUUGUCUCUGGGGGAAAAAUAAUAUUUGGCGUUAUGGACUUGCUGGCCAUGGUUCUUGAAGGUUCAGAGGCUGAAUUGAACGAGCAACAAGCUAUUGAUUAUGCUAUUGCACUUUCCCUUUCAGAACAGGACCGGAAAGGGAAAAAAUCAAUUGACAAGCAGCUUGCUAGAGCUCAAACCAAGGAAGAUGAACAUUUCGCUAAAGCUCAAUUGGAAGAUGAUGAGCAGCUUGCCAAAGCUCUUCAAGAAAGCAUGUACAUGGAGUCUCCUCCUCGAUGUGAAACUGGAAAUAUAUUUCAGCCUUAUCCAUUCAACUUUCCAUCUGAAUACAGGAUCUGUGCUCGCUGCAACACUGAGAUUGGCCGUGGAGAAUUUUUGACCUGUAUGGGUGCGGAGUGGCAUCCAGAAUGUUUUCGUUGUCAUGCUUGCAACCGUCCUAUUACUGAUGGCGAGUUCUCUAUAUCUGACAAUCGCUCUUAUCACAAAUUGUGCUUUAAGAAGCAACGUCACCCAAAAUGUGAAGUUUGCAAGAGUUUUAUCCCAGCAAAUUCAGAAGGUGUUAUUCCGUAUAGGGAGCAUCGUUUCUGGAAGAACAAGUACUGCCCCUCACAUGAACACGAUGGUACUCCUCGGUGUUGUAGCUGUGAAAGAAUGGAGCCGAGGGACACAAGAUAUUUGUUGCUUGAUGAUGGUCGGAAGCUAUGUCUAGAGUGUCUAGACUCAGCCAUUAUGGAUACUCAUGAAUGUCAACCACUUUACCUUGAAAUACAGGAAUUUUACGAAGGCUUAAAUAUGAAAGUGGAGCAGCAAGUUCCAAUGCUUUUGGUUGAGCGGCAAGCACUAAAUGAGGCAAUGGAGGGAGAAAAGAAUGGUCAUCAUCACUUGUCUGAGAUCAGAGGACUUUGUUUGUCAGAAGUACAGACUGUCCCUACUAUCUCAAGGAGGCCAAGGAUUGGGGCAGACCACCAGUUCAUAGACAUGAGAACUGAGCCUUGUAGGCUGAUCCGAAGAUGUGAAGUGACGGCAAUUCUCGUUUUAUAUGGCCUUCCUAGACGUAUAUACACAUACAGGUUAUUGACUGGGGUAAUCCUGGCACACGAGAUGAUGCAUGCAUGGCUGAAGCUUAAAGGUUACCGCAAUCUGAGUCCAGAGGUUGAAGAAGGUAUCUGUCAGGUCUUAGCUUUUAUGUGGUUGGAGUCUGAGCUGUAUACAGCAUCUGGAAUUGAUUUUGUAUCAUCAACAUCAUCCUCAUCCCCUUUUACAUCAUCAAAAAAGGGUAAACGAUCUGACUUUGAGAAGAGAUGUGGUGAAUUUUUUAAACACCAUAUUGAGUUAGAUGCAUCCCCAGCUUAUGGAGAUGGAUUCAGGACAGGUAGGCAGGCGGUCGACAAAUACGGCCUGAAGAACACUCUUGACCACAUUCGACUGACAGGAAGCUUUCCUUAAGUUGUAGGGUAA